Molecule: messenger RNA, 1884 nt
Organism: Cercospora beticola
Lineage: Eukaryota; Fungi; Ascomycota; Dothideomycetes; Mycosphaerellales; Mycosphaerellaceae
Biological process (GO): carbohydrate catabolic process
Molecular function (GO): calcium ion binding; starch binding; alpha-amylase activity
Source: RefSeq, a predicted model, not a curated record
AUGCGGUCGUUACAGUCGUUGUUGCUCCUAGCUGGAGUGGCAGUCGCACUGACGCCUGAACAGUGGCGCUCGCAGUCAAUCUACCAGGUUCUCACAGACCGUUUCGCACUGACCAACGGGUCAACUACACAGCCUUGCGGAUGGGGUAACUACUGUGGAGGAACGUGGCAAGGCAUUGUAAACAAGCUAGAUUAUAUCAAGGGAAUGGGGUUCACAGCAGUGUGGAUCUCACCGGUAGUGGAGAACAUCCCUAACUCGAGAUAUGGGCAGCCAUACCACGGAUACUGGGCACAAAACAUUUACGCUUUGAAUACGAAUUAUGGAACUCAAGACGAUCUCAAAGCUCUCUCUGCUGCGCUGCAUGCCAGGGGAAUGGCAAUUGCCAAUCACAUGGCAUCAAGCGAGCCUCCGUCAGCUGUCAAAUACGACCACCUCUACCCAUUCAAUGAUGCCAAGUACUAUCACCCUUAUUGCCCUCUUGACUACAGCAACAAAACAAGUGUCGAGCAAUGCUGGAUGGGAGAUACAGUCGUGCCUUUGCCCGACUUGAGGACUGAAGAUGCUGCUGUUCAGCAGAGAUUCCAGUCAUGGAUCACACAGCUUGUAUCAAACUACUCCAUUGACGGCCUGCGUCUUGACAGCGCUAUGCAGACCGAUCAGCAGUUCUGGCCAGGUUUCGUGUCAGCUUCUGGAGUUUACGCGAUAGGCGAAGUCCUCGAUGGCAACCCAAACACUCUUUGCAAAUGGCAAAACUACAUGCCAGGAGCACUCAACUAUCCAGUCUACUACUGGCUUAUCCGAGCUUUCUCAUCCAAUACUGCUACCAUGAACGAGUUGGCGAACAACAUUCAGUGGCUCAACGCGACAUGCCAAGAUACCACACUGCUCGGCAACUUCAUCGAGAAUCACGAUCAAGCGCGAUUCCCAUCCAUCACGAAAGAUAUCGGGCUGACCAAGAACGUCAUUGCAUUCACAGUGCUCAACGAUGGAAUUCCAGUCGUCUAUCAGGGGCAAGAGCAAGGAUUCUCAGGAGCUACUGAUCCCUACAACCGCGAGCCGCUCUGGACUUCGUUCUACAGCACAAAGUCAACACUGUAUACAUUCUACUCGGCACUCAAUGGUGCAAGACGUUUGGCAAUCAACAAGGACAGCACAUAUGCCAGCUCCAAAUCGACUGUUUGGUACUCAGACGCACAAACGAUCGUGACCAGGAAAGGCGCCUCAAACGCCUACCUCAUCUCCUUGUUCACAAAUCGUGGCGCCGGCAACAAUGGCAACAUUAUUUUGCCAGCGGCGAAGACUGGCAUCCAGCCAGGCACGAAAUUCACCGAUCUUUUGAGCUGUGAAGUCUUCUCCGCAGACACCUCGGGCAAUCUCGCCAUUUCCAUCACCAAUGGUCUACCAAGAGCUCUGUACAUAACUUCAGCCUUAACCGGCAGCGACACCUGCGCGUACACGAACACCGCUCUCGCCUCAACACCCAAUCCAGUCCGAGUCCCAACAGCAACGACCGCCUCUCGAAUCAUCAGCUCCACAGCCCGCCCUCAAUCAUGCCAAACAGCUAGCACUGUCUCCGUCACCUUCAACCAGAAAGUCACAGCCAAAUGGCUCGAAAGCAUUUCCGUAGUAGGCUCAAUUCCUCAACUUGGCAACUGGAACCCUCCACAAGGUUUCAAUUUAUCGGCAGCGGGUUAUACUUCCACGUCGCCAAUCUGGAGUGGUACAAUCAAACUUUCUGCUGGCACGUUUUUUGAAUACAAGUUCAUCAAGUAUAAUUCUACUAGUAAUACUGCUCUGACAUGGGAGGCGGAUCCUAACAGGAAGUAUACUGUUCCGAGGAGUUGUGCGACGAGUGUGGUUGUGCCUGGAAGUUGGCAGGGAUAA